AUGCUGGAGGACGGGGUGCUCUCUGGAACGUCUCAUGGGGGUUUGUACAAGAAGUCUGGAAAACUUGUGUUCCUGGGCUUGGAUAACGCAGGCAAAACCACUCUGCUGCACAUGCUCAAAGACGACAGGCUGGGUCAGCAUGUCCCGACACUACAUCCCACAUCAGAGGAGCUGACAAUUGCUGGAAUGACCUUUACGACUUUUGAUCUGGGUGGACACGAGCAAGCUCGCCGAGUUUGGAAGAACUACCUGCCGGCCAUCAACGGCAUUGUCUUCCUGGUGGACUGCGCAGAUCACUCGCGUCUUAUGGAAUCCAAAGUUGAGCUUAAUGCCCUAAUGACAGAUGAAACAAUAUCCAACGUGCCAAUCCUCAUCUUGGGUAACAAAAUCGACAGACCGGAGGCUAUCAGCGAGGAGAAACUGCGGGAGAUCUUUGGGCUCUACGGACAGACCACGGGAAAGGGAAACGUGCCACUGAAAGACCUGAACGCACGGCCCAUGGAGGUGUUCAUGUGCAGCGUGCUGAAGAGGCAAGGCUACGGCGAGGGUUUCCGUUGGCUAUCGCAGUACAUUGACUGACCCCGGGGACGGACGUGAAGGGUUUUAUUCCUCUGGACUGAUCCUGCUGGCGGCUUCCUACGGACUUUUCUCACAGGGCGCGGGAGGCUUUCCAACCGCGGCCCGGCGCUCGCCGAGAGACUCCUGGUUUUCGGCUGCCCUGGUGGCACAGUGGUGACACGGCUCUUUUCCGCGCGGCGGUGGCGGGGGGAACACGGCACCCUUCCGCACGCGGGCGCGAGUCGUCCCUUUCCCUUGGGUGACAGCGGGG
Charadrius vociferus (killdeer) is the source of this 829-nucleotide messenger RNA. RefSeq names its product secretion associated, Ras related GTPase 1A (gene SAR1A). The transcript has 6 exons. Gene Ontology annotation, molecular function: GTP binding; GTPase activity. Gene Ontology annotation, cellular component: endoplasmic reticulum exit site; COPII vesicle coat. The record is from RefSeq and is a predicted model, not a curated record. Lineage: Eukaryota; Metazoa; Chordata; Aves; Charadriiformes; Charadriidae. The coding region runs from base 1 to 579 and encodes 192 amino acids. Gene Ontology annotation, biological process: endoplasmic reticulum to Golgi vesicle-mediated transport; vesicle organization; intracellular protein transport.